GCUUUGGCUUAGCUGAUUUAAACAAACAAAAGUUUGGAAUGCCAGGAUUAUGGUAGAAAAAGAACUGCCUUUUCCAGAGGACUGUACAUCUAAACAAGAAACAGACAUGUCUUUGGAUGACAUGGAGAUGAAAACCGACGACUUGUUAGAGAAGGAGCAGAUAGACAGUGGAGGGUUUGGAAUGGUGUCCUUGUGUUUUCAUAGAAACCAUGGGCUUGUGAUCUUGAAAAAUGUAUACACCGGUCCCAAACGCACUGAGUAUAAUGCUGCCCUCCUGGAAGAAGGGAAGAUCAUGCACAGGCUGAAGCAUAAUCGAGUAGUGAAGUUCCUAGGCUUUAUUUUAGAAGAUGGGAAUUACUCCCUUGUAAUGGAGUAUAUGGAAAAAGGGAAUCUCAUGAAGGUGCUAAAAACAACCAGUAUCCCCUUAUCUGUGAAAGGAAGAAUCAUUCUAGAGAUUAUUGAAGGAAUGUGCUACUUGCAUGGAGAAGGUGUAAUACACAAAGAUCUAAAGCCAGAAAAUAUCCUUGUGGAUGAAAACUUCCAUGUUAAGAUAGCAGAUCUUGGUGUUGCCUUCUUUAAGACGUGGAGCAAACUGACUAAAGAAGAAAACAACAGGCAGAGGAAAAUAAAUACUGCUACUAAGGGGAAUGCUGGCCACCUAAGUACCACUGCUAAGGCAAAUGCUGGCACCCUGUUGUACAUGGCCCCAGAGCAUUUGAACGAUGUCAACGCAAAGCCCACAGACAAGUCGGAUGUGUACAGCUUUGCCAUAGUGCUCUGGGCAAUUUUUGCAAACAAGGAACCAUAUGAAAAUGCUAUUUGUGAACAGCAGAUAAUAACGUGUAUUGGAAAUGGAAACAGACCAAAAGUGGAAGAAAUAGCUGGAAAGUGUCCAAAGGAGAUUAUUGAUCUCAUGGUACGCUGCUGGAAUGGGAAUCCAGAAAAACGGCCAACCUUUAGUGAAAUUGACCAAGAAUUCAGGCCUUUCUACUUUAAACAAUUAGGAGAAAAAGUAGAAGAAGAAGUGAAGAAUUUAAAAGAAACAUAUCCUUCUCCAAAUGAAGUAGUGAAAAGGAUGCAGUCUCUACAGGUUGAUUCAGUUCCAGUGGCCCCAAGCAGAACAAAUUCAGAACAACCCAAUUCACUCCAUAGCUCUCAGGAACUCAGGACUGGUUGCAUUGAUGAGUCUAUGUUUGCUCCUUACCCUGAGAACCAGCCAGUGGAGAAUGAGGCCACCCCUGAGGCCCAGAGUCUACAAAGCAAGCUACAAGAAGAGGCAAACUACCAUCUCUACGGUAGCCGAAUGGAUAAGAGGACAAACAAUCAGUCUCAAAAUGCAGCAGAGAGGAGAGAAGAGGAAAGGAGACGAAGGGUCUCACAUGACCCUUACACAGCAGGGCCUGCUCGACCUGCAACUCCUAAAUUUUAUCCAAAUACUUUCCUUUCUGAGAAGGGUUACCAUCUUUCCAAUGCAAACAGUCACAGUAAUCUAUCACAGAGGUCAGCAGAACCAUCCACCCCACUACCAGUGCUGAAUAACCAUCAAGUUUUUGGAUCGAGGCCAAUAGAUUCAAGAACAAACAAUGUCUAUGGACUGAACCUAAGCAGUGUAUCUACCCCCUUUAAAAUGCCUGUGCCUGAAUCUAACACAGGAGCAAACAUGUCAACUCUCCCAUUCGAUGCAAUAGGUCAAGUAAAAGGCAUGUCAACUAUGAUGAAGAAUUUCCCUUUUGUUCCUCAGAUUCCUGUAUCUCUAACAGGCCUAGACAGCUCAAUACCAUGCAAGAUCAUCAACAGCAGUGGAAUUCAGUUUGGGAACAAUAAUUACAUGGUGAUUGAUGACAGCAGUCUGAUGGCUGGAAACAUACCCACCAACAUCCAGCAAGAAUCAGAAUCCAAGUAUCAGCACAUAUUUGGAGAUACCACUGGCGUACUUGAUAAACACCUGGACCCUGUAAGAGAGAAUCUUGGAAGGAAUUGGAAAAAAUGUGCCCGCAGUUUGGGCUUCACUGAAUCCCAGAUUGAUGAAAUUGACCAUGACUAUGAUCGAGAUGGACUGAAAGAAAAGGUGUUCCAGAUGCUCCAGAAGUGGCUAAUGAGAGAAGGCAACAAGGGUGCCACAGUUGGAAAGCUAGCCAGAGCUCUUUUCAAAUGCCAGAGAAUAGACCUUCUGAAUAUUUUGAUAUUUGCAAACCAGAACUAGCCUGCUGGGUAUAAACUGGAAGAAAUGCAUGUAAAUACUUCUUUUAACUAUGCAACGCAAUGUAAAGUACAUAGUCUGUAGACAUUUCUCUGUGAUCAGUCUUUUACCUGCCCAGCUUCAUUCAAGGCAUCACAUCAACCAUUACUGCCAAGUUUGUCUGCGUGACCCCAUCUUUCCAUCUUGCCUGGCCUUUGGAUACUUGUCUGCCUGCCCACGGGAAAGGGCAUCUCGAACCUGCAAUGACCUCAUCUCUUUAGCAUUAAUCUCAUUUCCUUAAUGGUGCUAUAAUGGAUGAGAAGUUGAAGUGACACUAAUCAUGUCUCCUCAUUUGAUGUUGCAUCCAGCACAACAUAAAGAAACAUGGGUCUUUUAAUCUGUGGAGGGAAACUUUUGACACGAAAACAUAGGGCAGGGGGAAAGAAAAGCAGAUAAUAUAAAGAAUACACAAAGAUGCAUAUUGGAAGGAACCCUGAGACUUCUUCAGUUUGCCAGGGCUAAGGGUUAUACAUUAAUUUGCAAAUUAACCGAUGAAAAUCAAGGAAUUCACA
Molecule: messenger RNA, 2751 nt
Organism: Gracilinanus agilis (Agile Gracile Mouse Opossum)
Lineage: Eukaryota; Metazoa; Chordata; Mammalia; Didelphimorphia; Didelphidae
Gene: RIPK1
Product: receptor interacting serine/threonine kinase 1
Exons: 12
Coding region: 50-2203 (717 amino acids)
Biological process (GO): signal transduction; protein phosphorylation
Molecular function (GO): JUN kinase kinase kinase activity; protein binding; ATP binding
Source: RefSeq, a predicted model, not a curated record